UUAUAAUGUGUGAAGUUAAUAUUCCAAGACAAAAAGUGCCCAAAGAUGGCGUCGGACCGAGAGGUGUACCGGAAUGUUACUAUACGUCACGCGUUUUGAAUUCAACAUUCCGCUACGUGAAAUUCGUGCGCAAACUUCGUGCGUUAGAAGAGGAGCAACGUAAGGGUGCUGAGAAUAAAGCUAAAGAGGAAAAAGACCAGACAAUCAAUGAGUUUUUCAUGAAAUGUGAUCGCAAAUCACUUAUUAAUGAUGUCGCACGUCGAGUUGAUCUUUGUUUGGCAUCGUACCAGAAAGACUUAGAAGUGAAGAAGGAAAGGUUGAAGGAGUUAUUCGCAUACGAAGAAGAAGAGAACACGCGUAAGUUUGUGGCACAAGCGCAAGCGGGCGCGGAAUUAGUGUGGCAAGACAAGAAGGAGCGGCUGCGGUUCUUACUGGAGAAGAGGAAGAAGGAGCACGCCGAGAAAUAUAAAGAUACGCCGCUUUCUAAAUGCGUUCACGUAUUGCCGUGUAUCCUCAAGUUACGCGCAAUGGAAGCCCAGCAAAUACAAUUAUAUCAGAUGAAAGAGAAACAAGCGCGUCGCAUGGCAGAGAUUGAAUUCGACAAGAUGUGGUACGAAGUUACAAUGAAAGAAGCCGAUGCAUUGGCGGCUCGUAUGGAAUACGACGCAAUAGAGAGAUAUAGAAGAGACGUGGAGUGUAAGCAGUACUCCGACUACCAAUUGGAACAGAGACGCAGACAGAGGGAGAAUGAGAAAGAAAUGCUGCGACAAGAGACCUUGCGCUUCAAGGCCAUAUGGGACGCGGAAAAUAAGAAAGAAGAAGACGCGGAACAAGCUCGCCGUGACAAAGCAAGAGAAAUAGCAGAAGAUAGUAAAAGGUUCUUAAAAUUAAACCAGGAGAGGUUGGCGAGAGAGAGAGAAGAAGAGAAAAUGGUGUCCGAUGCUUGGAACUCUCUCGCUUCCCAAGGCCUGGCUAAUGACAUGGCCAUGAUCGAAUUGAGAAGGAGAAAAGAGCGUGAACUCGACGAAUGUAAUAGAAGGCUUCUAGAAAUGAAGAAAAAGUUCGUCGACAUGGAUAUAGAAGAUGACAUCAUUAGGAAAGAGGACGCGCAACAAACACAAAGGAAAAAAGAUGAAAUCAGCUGCAGAUAUCUCAAAUGGGCAAAGGAGACCACAAGGGAAGUACGUAAAGGUAUGAUAGAACAGAUAAAAGAAAGAGAAGAAGAGAAGAAGCUUCUAAAGAAGAGAAUAGAUGAAGAAGACGAGUAUCACAGACAAUUACGGGAACAACUGGACAAGUUGGUCGAUUACAGAGACAAGAUGGACGCUAAAGUUAGGAAAGAUCAUCAACGUAACUUAGUGAAGCAAAUUGAAUAUAAUAAUAUAUUAAAGGAGCGAGCUAAACAAGAAGAAUUAGAUCAGUUGAAGAAAUACGCGAUCGCGACUAAAGAAUACGAAGAGGAGAUAGAGAAGAUGCUCUGUCGACCAUUCUUCAGUGAUCAUAUACAUCCAUUUAUGAAGCAAAUGGUAAAAGGUGUUAAAAUAUCGGAGAAAUGUCCGUGCUCUAAGAAAGAUUAUUGUAAAUGA
Papilio machaon (common yellow swallowtail) is the source of this 1586-nucleotide messenger RNA. RefSeq names its product cilia- and flagella-associated protein 53. Lineage: Eukaryota; Metazoa; Arthropoda; Insecta; Lepidoptera; Papilionidae. Bases 6 to 1586 code for a protein of 526 amino acids. The transcript has 11 exons. The record is from RefSeq and is a predicted model, not a curated record.